Molecule: messenger RNA, 606 nt
Organism: Acanthoscelides obtectus
Lineage: Eukaryota; Metazoa; Arthropoda; Insecta; Coleoptera; Chrysomelidae
Source: the annotation of a GenBank genome assembly
GUGAUUUGAACAGAAUUUGAACAGACUUUUAUAUCAAUCUGCUUUUUUAUUUAUUGGCCAACAGAAGGGAGAUGGAUUUGAGAGACAACCUUAGGCAAAGUUCAGGUGUUAUCAUAUUACCAAAUCAAGGCGCCUUUUUUUUUCCUGGCGAACCGAUCUAUGAUUGUAUUCACGCCUAUUUUAAUUUCCCUAUGCAUAUACAAAAGAGCUAAACCCACUAAUCUCUCUUCUAACAUAGUGGAGCGCAGCCAAGUUUUUAUCCUCUUUAGAUGGGAGAAACCUCUUUCAGAUGUCGCAACACUUACCGGCAAUGAAAUCAAUGAUUAGAAAUGUUUUCAUCACAUGAUAAAAACAGUGACAUUCCACUGUCUAUAAUAUCUUGUGUACGUGACUUCCAAAGGUCAAAUUCUGCUUUUAAUCUGGUACUUAUUAAAUUUUUGUUUUCGUUACUAUUUGGUCCAUGCAAAUAUUCAGAGAUUGUUUCCAAUAUAUCCAUUACUUCCGCUUCAGUUUUCGAAUUAAAUACUGACACAAAAAAAAAUAUUAAAAUUGUGUAUAUUCAAAGAUUCUUCAUUUAACCGGUAUACCAAAUCCUGUAAUAUAUUA